Entamoeba invadens IP1 is the source of this 639-nucleotide messenger RNA. RefSeq lists its product as hypothetical. The record is from RefSeq and is a predicted model, not a curated record. NCBI's taxonomy places the organism in Eukaryota, Evosea, Mastigamoebida, Endamoebidae. Bases 1 to 639 code for a protein of 212 amino acids. The transcript is spliced from 2 exons.
AUGUCGACACGACGAGGAAACACAAAGAAAUUAGGCCAAAAGCACCAAAAUAUAACUGCAUUCAAGGAUUACAAAGGCGCGACUGUUUACAAAAAGAUUAAAGCACUUCCCAAUGAAGGGUUGUGCCAGAAGUGCUACGACACUAUCGAGUGGAAAAAGAAAUUCCACAAAUAUAAACCCUUGAAACAACCCGCCGUAUGCUUCGACUGUAAACAGAAAGUUGUCAGAUUCGCUUAUCACACAAUGUGUCAGGAGUGCGCGGAAAAGGCGGGAGUAUGUGCUAAGUGUAGGUUGCCAAAGCCAAUUUACAAAGAAUUUAAGAAACCAAAAACUAUAGAACCAGAGGAAGAGGAAUAUCUUUAUAAAUACGCAUUACUUUCACUUAGAAAGAAAAAGUCACUUGACAGACAACUCGAGAAGAAUCCAGAGUUGAACAAAUAUGAGGCUAUAAAAGCAUACGAGUUGAAUGACAAAGACAGUUUUGACGAUGACGAGAGUGAAGACUCAAACGAGGAAGGCGAGGAGAAAAAUGAAAAAACUAAAAGCGAAACAAUGAAAUCGGAAAUGAAAGAAAAAGAGAAAAGUGAAGAGGAAGAGGAAGAUAGCGAAGAAGAUUUUGAUGAUGACGAGAGUGAUUGA